Molecule: messenger RNA, 2235 nt
Organism: Parastagonospora nodorum SN15
Lineage: Eukaryota; Fungi; Ascomycota; Dothideomycetes; Pleosporales; Phaeosphaeriaceae
Exons: 3
Coding region: 1-2235 (744 amino acids)
Biological process (GO): protein phosphorylation
Molecular function (GO): protein serine/threonine kinase activity; ATP binding
Source: RefSeq, a predicted model, not a curated record
AUGCCUGCCAGCACGCUGCUAACUCCGCACAGAGGCGCCAACGAAGACGAAAGCCACGAUCAGAUCGGCUCCACCAGCUCAACACCGCCCGGUGCCACCACGCCCCGCCCCGACCCGACUGACAAGCGACUGCCGGGUAUUCUGCACAGUUACUUUGGCCAGGUUCGUGAUUCUCUCAUGCCCCAAAGGAAAUCUUCGCUGGCCGACCCCUCCCCCGCACCCGCUACUUCUGCCACCUCUUCCCAGGACCGCCCAGAGUCGGUCCAGGAAGAAAAAGAGUCACCCUCGCAUCCCACCAACAUGCUUCCCAGCCCCACCCCCAGUGCCUCUUCCCGCACCCCCUCAACCUCGCAGUUGACUGGAGAAUCGGAGAAGCUAACAGAGGGCGCCUUUGCGCCACCGCAAAAUCAGGCCACUCCCCCACAGACCCCCCGCACACGCUCACACGAGAGCAAGCCCAAGCCGUCGAGCCUCUCGCGGACCUCCAAUGCCUCAGAUAAGUCGAAAGAGACCAAGGGAACGCCCGUCGUAGGCCCGCCGAAGGGCAAGCUCGAGGUCACAAUAUCAGAGGGACGCGGUCUGCGGCCAAGCUUCCAGUGGGCCGAGUACAUUUCAGAUGGGCCGCGGCACGAUGACAAGAAGGGCCGCCCCGCCCCCAUGCAGAUGAAGCGGACGGAGAGCGAGAUGGGCAGGCCAAUGGCCAUACCAAUGAAGAGCCGCCAGAGCAGCAACAGCGGUCACAGUUCCGACGCACGUGAGAGCUCCCUUGAGGAGAUUUCGGACCCGAAGUGGGAGCAUGAAGCUAUUUUUGACGUUGUUGGCGACCACGCCGAGAUUGACAUCUCCGUCUACGAUCGAUCCAACGGCGAAGCCUUCCUCGGUCAUGUCCGUUUUUGCCCGAAUCUUGUCGAGUAUGAGCACCCCUACGAUGGUUGGUUCCAUCUGGAGCCACGGGAAAGAGACGGCGCCCAUGUCACUGGCGAGAUCCACCUGAAGCUCAACUUCCACAAGAUUGACAAGAAGCACUACGGACCUGAGGAUUUCGAGAUUCUCAAGCUGAUCGGCAAAGGUACCUUUGGCCAGGUCUUUCAGGUGCGGAAGCGGGACACUCGCCGCAUAUACGCCAUGAAGGUGCUUUCAAAGAAGGUUAUCGUGCAGAAGAAAGAGGUGGCACACACCCUUGGAGAACGCAACAUCCUCGUGCGGACAGCUAUGGCUGAGUCGCCAUUUAUAGUAGGGCUGAAAUUCUCGUUCCAGACACCAUCAGACCUCUACCUCGUGACAGACUACAUGUCAGGCGGCGAGCUCUUCUGGCAUCUACAAAGGGAAGGUCGUUUCCAGGAAGCUCGAGCCAAGUUCUACAUCGCCGAACUCAUCCUCGCACUGCAACACCUCCAUGAGCACAACAUCGUGUACCGAGACUUGAAGCCUGAGAACAUUCUUCUCGAUGCGAACGGCCACAUCGCACUAUGCGACUUUGGUCUUUCCAAGGCUAACCUUACUGAGAAUGCUACCACAAACACCUUCUGCGGUACUACCGAGUACUUGGCACCCGAGGUCCUUCUUGAUGAGCAUGGUUACACCAAAAUGGUCGAUUUCUGGUCCCUUGGUGUGCUUGUCUUCGAGAUGUGCUGCGGAUGGAGUCCCUUCUACGCGGAGGACACGCAGCAAAUGUACAAGAAUAUUGCCUUUGGAAAGGUCAGGUUUCCUCGGGAUGCUCUGAGCACUGAAGGCCGAAACUUUGUCAAGGGUCUUCUGAACAGGAACCCGAAGCACAGGCUGGGUGCCACGAGAGAUGCUGAAGAGCUCAAGGCCCAUCCCUUCUUUGCCGACGUUGACUGGGAGGCGCUGCACAAGAAGAACGUCGUACCACCCUUCAAGCCAAAGCUCAAGGGCGAACUGGAUGUUUCAAACUUUGACCCAGAGUUCACCAAUGCCCUGAAUGGCAAUGGUUCUCUGAACGCUCGGGCUGCGGCGCUCGCAUCUGGUGUCAAUCCUGCGUCGACACCUUUGUCGCCGACCAUGCAAGCCAACUUCGCCGGUUUCACUUUCACUGAUCAAAGUACGAUGGACCAGCAGUUUGCUCACAAACAACGAGACGAUGCGGAACGAAUGGAAGAAGACGAGAAGGACGAAGUCGACUGGGACAGGCCAGCGGGACGCGGAGAUAGAAUGUCUGGGGUCAUCCCGAGCAACGACCACGACAUUUUCAACCAAGGGAACUUCGACGUCUAA